AUGUGCAGUGCUAUGGGAACGUGGUUCUUUUCAGUAGGAGGCGCUCUGCUAGCAAUUCCUGUGGGGAUAAAGCGGAAAUCGUUAGCCCCACUGGUGUUCUUUGGCACGACGGGAACAAUGCUUGAUAUAAUAAUGGGCAUCAGUCAGUGUGAGAGAGAACAUGCUGAGCGCCUUGCUAAGCUACAGGAAGCCCAAAAUCCCGGUGCUGAUGUAUCUUCUGCUGAAACAUCAUCAUGA
This is a messenger RNA of Linum tenue, 237 nucleotides long. The record is from the annotation of a GenBank genome assembly. NCBI's taxonomy places the organism in Eukaryota, Viridiplantae, Streptophyta, Magnoliopsida, Malpighiales, Linaceae.